Molecule: messenger RNA, 549 nt
Organism: Ilex paraguariensis (yerba mate)
Lineage: Eukaryota; Viridiplantae; Streptophyta; Magnoliopsida; Aquifoliales; Aquifoliaceae
Source: the annotation of a GenBank genome assembly
GAGAUGAUUACAAGAUCAAGGUGUGGAACUAAAAGUUGCAUAGAGGGCCAUGAUCAAGGAGCCAAUUGGAUUCCAGUCCAUCCCACUCUCCCUCUGAUUGUUUCUGGAACAGAUGAUCGCCAAGUGAAAAUUUGGCGAAUGAAUGAUAUGCUUGCCAAGGUUUUUGAAGCAUACGUUGGAGUGUUAUUGCUCAAAAUUGCGGGAGCUAUUACAUUGGAACUUCGAUGUCCUCAGAAUGUUGAUGGAAUCCCAAUUGAUCCUCAGCCGGAUUGGAGUUUUGAUACUCUCUUGUCAGAGCUCAAUUCGAUUGAAAAGAAGCUUAAUUCUUCUUCAAAAUUUUCUUUACCUUUCACCAAAAUGGAGUUGCGAAAAUUUCCAGCUGCUAAGGCAAAUGAAAGAAGACCGAGGGCAUUCGUAAUGCGUGUCUCGGAUGAUGAAAUGGAGGAAUUAGAAAGGGAUGGUGAGGAAAGAGAGACUCAUGGCCGACAAUUGGUUGCCAGUAGGCGAUUCGCCUGUGAUGAACUUUAUUUAAGGUGCCUUGCCUAUUAG